Molecule: messenger RNA, 2789 nt
Organism: Tigriopus californicus
Lineage: Eukaryota; Metazoa; Arthropoda; Copepoda; Harpacticoida; Harpacticidae
Exons: 4
Coding region: 574-1185 (203 amino acids)
Molecular function (GO): protein binding
Source: RefSeq, a predicted model, not a curated record
UCUGAAGUGAUGCCAUACCCAAAUUUCGAGAGAGAGCGGUCGGCCCGACAGUGAAACUGGGAAAUGAAGGUUGGUUCUCCUUUUUGGGGAGAGCGGGAAUCGUGAGUGGACCGACAAACACCUCUCGUGAACCAACCAUUCAACCAUUGGACACGCGACGGUUAGGAAGAAAGACAGAGGCACAGACACAGAUACAGUCACAGAGAGACAGAGAGAGAGAGAGAGUUGCUUUAGUUGAGGUGGAAGUGCUUCCAAGAUCAUUGCCAAAUAGCUUCCUCCGCAAUUUGACGUUUAUUGACCGACUUCCAGUCAGACAUCACAUUUAAAGUUGGUUGCGUUGUUUGGAACUUGACGGCAGUGGGAGCCCGUUGGUGGGACGAAGCCAAUGGAACAUCUCGCCAAGACCAGCGAGAAAAAGCAAAACCUGGCUAACUCGGGAAAAGCCCGUCAUCCACAUCAGUGGUGCAAAAAAGAGCAAGUCUCAAGUGUUUCUUUCUCUGGCCGUUCUUAUCCAUCCUUGAACUAAAGACUGGUGGUUCUCAACUCGAUUGAAGACUUGUGUGGGUGUGAAUCAUGGAACUGGUGUGGAUGGUCAUGCUUUUGAGUUUUAUCCUGGUGGGUAGUUUUCACACGGGGCACACUCUCGGGCAGAAUGGAACCCGAGCUCAAUCCUCUCGCUCUCCUUCUCGUCGUGCUGAGUUGCCGGUAGAAUUGCAAAAGUAUGCAGAAAUUCACUUUUCUCACUUGAGUGCCAAAGAUUUGGGUCAAACCGAAAUGGACAAUGACAACGACGUGGAACAUUGGCGAAAGAACCUGGAAAAGCGGCAGAGUUGGCGCAAAAACAAAACUUCUAUCCUGGAAACUAUCUUCAUGAAAGCCAAAGUGGCUCUUCUGAAGAAGCAGGAGCAUGAAGAGGCGGAAACGAAUACAUCCAAUGCAACCCAACCUCGACAUCGAUUUUCCAAUGGUUCGUGUUUUCACGAUGGACAGAUUCACAAGAAUGGAUCUCAGAUCAUUGGCGAAUAUCCAUGCAAGAUUUGUCACUGUUAUGAAGGAUCAAUUCUUUGUUUCGUCCAGGAAUGCCAAGGAUCCCCAAGAAAGGAUUGUACUCCUCUGUUCCUUCCUGGAACAUGUUGUCCCACCUAUUCGUGCACUUCAUCUCAGUCAUUGCUUGGACACGCUUAAUUUUGAAAAAGAGAUGUAUGGGCAAUAAUGAUAAAGAACUAAUAUGAAUUUGUUUUCAAUUUUGUGGUGAAAGCAGACAGCAUCAUUUACAAUAGACUCGAUCGAGUUAUUGAAAACGAAAGUGUGAUCUGUCAACAGCGAAGUUGAGCAAGAUGGUUCAAGUUCGAUGGAACCCGAUGAUUAAUUGCCCUCAGCCAAAAAUUUGAGUGCAUCAUCCCAUGCAAGCUGACGCAGCAUAUGUAUUAACCAUCGAGAACGUCAGUAAUGUCGUAAAAUCCGCCAUCUGAGCCACUGAUUAUUAGUUGGACCUCUUACUCGAAAAUCUACCACAGAGCCAAGACACCAAGAAGCAUGUUUUUUGCAUUUCAUUCGCUUUUUUUUCUCCAAAUCAAAUUGCGUUUUAAUUGUUUGAAAAACUGACCAGAAAAAAAUGAAUAUUAUUCAAACAAAAGCAUUUGAAAUAUGCCAUAAUUUAAUGUUGAAGUAAUCCUCAAGGAAAUCGAUUUUAGCUCUCUAAGUGUAAAUGACUCGAAGGGAAGGGGGAGAGAACUGCAUCUGAAUUGUGACUCUAUGGCAAUAUGCCUCCAAGAAUCCACACUCCGCGACUCUAAUUGAAACUCUUUUUAAAGACCCUACCAGCCGGCCUAAACUUUUAAAUCCCCUGAAGAAUCGGUCUACUUUGCCGAUUGCAGUGCUCAAUCUUUUUCAUUGAAAAUGCAUUUCUGGGACUUGGGUCAUUAAUUCCCAUCCAGAAUCUCCAACCUGCCGUAAAGAAUGUAGAGUCACUCAGAGAGCUGACAUUUGGCGAAUAUGGGCAGGAAAGAAGAGCACAGGCAAUAGCACAUAGGCAAGCACUAGUUAGUAGAUUGAAGAAGCAGAAUGUGAAAAAGACCGCCUCGAGUGAAAUUCAACACCGACUUUCACACACCAACAACUGAUACGAGAACCUGAGAUGAGAGCUGGAACCGAUACGCUGGUUCUCGGUUCUUUUCAUUCUGAUGAACGUCCCCUUAAUUUGCACAAUUGACUCAACCAAGAACGAUUAUUGGCAUUCAGUCGAAACCUAUCAGAACAUGAUCCAGAGACUUGAUUUGUGACCUUAAGGUUUAUACGAUAGAUCAAGAAACAUAGCUAAGCAUUGUUAUGCAAGCAAGCACCCUGGAUUUGGUUGGAAAUGGUACAAAAUACGUUUAAAAAAUAGUUGGAUAUGAAUGUUAAAUGGUGACCAUUUGCAGAACUAUUUUCUUGUUGAUGAAACUGGACGAUGAUUUGCAGUCAAUGACAAGAUUUGUUUGAGACUGAUCCCGAUAAAAAAAUAUCCUAAAUUGACCUUGGUUGGUUCGAAAGUUGGAUGGUAAACCAAAAUGCCAAAAGCCGUGACAAUAAAGCUCUGUAGAUUCAUCAUCACUUCAGUGGCGGAAUCGUAUCCAUCACCGUCAAUGUACGAAUGAGAAUGCAAUUUUGAUCGAUCAAUCUAGAGCAAUAAAUAUGAAUACUACACGUAAAUCCCGAGUUCCUUUACAUUGCAACAACAUCUGCAUGUGGCAUUGUCUUUUUUCUCAGAUAAAAGUGUGUGAUACGUUUUCCGAUUUCUUGAGGACAGG